Penicillium vulpinum is the source of this 2193-nucleotide messenger RNA. RefSeq lists its product as uncharacterized. Gene Ontology annotation, biological process: DNA-templated transcription; regulation of DNA-templated transcription. The record is from RefSeq and is a predicted model, not a curated record. The annotation marks the transcript as partial. Gene Ontology annotation, molecular function: zinc ion binding; DNA binding; DNA-binding transcription factor activity, RNA polymerase II-specific. The transcript has 6 exons. Lineage: Eukaryota; Fungi; Ascomycota; Eurotiomycetes; Eurotiales; Aspergillaceae.
CGGAGUAGUUUACACCACAUUUCCCAUUUCUCCUCCAUCCCUUUCACCUUGGAUGACUACUCACUUUACCCCCCAUCCACAAAGUAUGCUAUGGAAUUUAUUUCGUCACCUGCGACUAGCUUGUCUCGUCCCAUAACCUCUUGUUUGUCGUGUCGUAGUCGGAAGGUUAAAUGUGACCGCCGACAACCAUUAUGUUUGGUGUGCGAGAAAGGCAAUUAUGCCUGUUCUUACGUGUCGAAGCCUCAGUCGCCGGGGCUGGCCUCGGAAUCGAACCGGAUCACAAAAUCUAGUAGUGCCGCCAAGAUUUCUUCAUCCACGCUAGCCAGAAUCACCCCAAGUCUCCAGCGCCUUGGUAACUUCAUGGCACAAACGGGAGCAUAUGAAGUACCAGAGCAUAGUCUAUCAUCACUCAACUCUUUCAAACCCACAGGAUCGACGCCUGCGCCCCAUAAUGCGACUUACUCACAGCCGCAAUCGCAAGAAGAUGCACUGAUUCUCGAUAACGGAGUGCCCCACUUUGUUUCCGGCAAACACUGGGCCUGGAUGGCAGCAGAGCUCCAAGACAUUCAAUCGGUUCUCGCAGAAUCUCAAAAUUCUUCACCCGAACAGGCGCUCGAAGAUGUUAUUUGGGAUGCCGAUUCCCCUGCAUCUAGCGGGACUGCCUUCUGGCCCGAUACACAAGAGGAUUGCUAUUUACUGCUCAAUGUUUUCCUGGCCAAUGUUGACCCGAUUCACCGAAUUGUUCAUCGUCCGAGUUUGGCCCGUCGCUUUGACGCAUUUGUUCGAACUCAUUAUCUUCUAGAGAAUGAUCAUCACAACCACACCAUGACGGGAAGCGAUAGCAAUAUGGAUUCCCAUCGAAGUAAUAUGGACGCAUUUGAGCCGCUGGUUAUGUCUAUUUUCUAUGCGGCCGUCAACAGCAUGAAAGACACCGAAAUAGCCACUGUAUUCGGCGCAGAGAAGUCCUACCUUUUGCACCGAUACCGAAGAGGAACGGAAGUGUUUCUGAAACGGCAAAAAUUUAUGACCUCGAGGAUCUUUGAAGUUUUGCAAGCAUUUGUGAUUUUUCUGACCGCGCAAUAUCGGGAAGAUGAUAUGGGGAAGGUAUGGCCGUUGACUGGGCUGGCCAUUCGGAUGGCAACGGUGCAUGGACUCCAUAGAGACCCUUUGGCUCUACCGUUGGGGACAAUCGAUGUUGUACAGGUAGAGCUGCGUCGUCGCCUGUGGGCGCAGAUCUGCUACUUGGAUUUCCGCGCGGCAGAGGAUCAUGGGUUUGCGCCUUCGAUUCAUGAGUCGGACUUCGAUACACGUCGACCCGUCAGUUUGGAUGAUGUCGAUCUGAUUGAAGGGGUCACACCGUCAGCCGCACUCUCCGAUGUCCCCAAAUUCACCGAUAUGACCAUCUAUCUCCUGCGGAUCACUGCGGUCCAGUAUUACGGGCGCAUACUUCAGGUGACGCUUGCUUCGCGAAAGCGAUUGCGCACUAGCCUUCAUGGUCCUGUGGACGAGGCCGAAUCAUCAAGGGAGCUACAGGGCCUGUUUAAUACUGCUCAGUCCCUCGCCAAGGGUGAGUAUGCAAUCAAUGGCCUUGGAUUUGAGGGACCACUUAAAAUCCAAAUUCUGGGUCAUGUUCUGGAUUCAAAUUCCUCGACAAGAUCGCGACAAGGUCAUCAUUCCGGCCAUGAGAAGAAGCAUCAAACAUCAAGCAUAUUCGUGGACGCCGCCACGGCUGUAGAGAGCUGGUGUACUAUCGCCUCCAGCAAGGCCUGCGAGCCCUUCCGGUGGCAUAUAUUCUCCCAUGCCGGCUUCUACCUGAUUCUCUACGUACUAUCUGAACUUCGCAGUCCCGGGUUUCAAUCCCCGGAGUGGGCCGAUCUCCGCCAGCGAGGCCUUCAAUUAGCAAACGCCAUCUAUGAGAUUCGGGGUCAAUAUACCACGCGUGCAUGGCCCGCAAUCAUUUGGUUGGUGAAUCAUAUUCGAUUCCAGCAGGGUCUUAGUUCUGGUAUCAUUCACAGUCAACCUACUGGCACCGCCCCAGCUGAGAAUGAUCAUUCCAUAAUAAUGGAAUCUUCUGCUGUCACUCCGCACCCAGCGGAGAUAGGAUUUGAUACUGCGGAUUUCAUGGGAUUGGUGAAUGUGGAAGACUUCGAUUUUGGGGGUUCCCUGAGUGUUGGGAAAGGGUCCCUUGGAUGA